Messenger RNA from Marchantia polymorpha subsp. ruderalis, 2175 nucleotides. NCBI's taxonomy places the organism in Eukaryota, Viridiplantae, Streptophyta, Marchantiopsida, Marchantiales, Marchantiaceae. The record is from the annotation of a GenBank genome assembly.
GCCUAAAGCUAUUCACAGCCUGCGGAAACUGACCAUGCCCAGAAGCGACACGAGCGAAGAAGACCUGCCAAUGGACAGUUAAAAGUGAGUUGCCUCGAGCCAAACGUCCCUCGACGCAGGAACGAGGCCAAUGUCUCUCAAGACACGCAGGUACAUGCACGGAUUGCUCUCAAGCCUACGUCCGCUUGAGGGGCUCCUGGCGCACGUCCACAUGCGGGCCUAGAUGAUCCACCUCGACACUCGUCCCCACGGACGAAGGCAGCAGCUUCUGCUUCUGCCUCUGCUUCUGACCUGAUCCGCAAGUUCUUCCGCGGAACUAAGCCAUAAGGCCACAGGGGAAGCAAUUCAUGAACUACCGCUGCUCGGGGCUGCAAUUGGCACAUUCUCUGAGAGGCAUGAGCAGGCACCGCUGUGCGAAAUGGGGAGUGGCGCAAUUGAGGACUCUGUGCGGUGGUGGACUGCCGGGGCACCAAUCUUCCGCCUUGCUGUCGACCAACAAGCAUGGAUGUGCGCAGGUAAGCAGUGAGUCUCGGGAGUCGAUCGUGGGAACUUAUGCGGUGAAAAGGAAAGAGCUCAUACCCGAGGCAAGUCCACCGAGUGAUCACGAUCUUCGAGACCUGUACCGAUUCGUCGAAGAGAGUCAAAACCUGGUGGUGGUCACCGGAGCAGGAAUCAGCACCGAGAGUGGAAUUCCCGACUACAGGAGUCCGAAUGGAGCUUACAGCAGUGGAUUCAAACCGAUCACUCACCAGGAAUUUCUGCGCACGGCUGCCACUCGAAGGAGGUACUGGGCCAGGAGCUAUGCAGGCUGGAGGCAAUUCAUGGCCGCCGAGCCCGGCCCGACUCAUCGAGCAUUGGCGCAGUUGGAAUCGAAGGGCCGAGUGAUGCGCAUUAUCACACAAAACGUCGAUCGAUUGCACCACAGAGCUGGGAGCACGAAUGCGAUCGAGCUGCACGGGACCACGCACAGAGUUUUCUGCCUCGGCUGUGGAGAAUUGACUGACAGGCACAAGUUCCAACAAAGGGUCUGUGACCUAAAUCCCGACUGGGCUGCUGCUGUAGAAGCUCUGGAGAAGGGAGAGCCCGGAAGCGAUGCCUCGUUCGGCAUGAAGCAGCGCCCGGACGGAGACAUUGAAAUCGACAGCAGAUUCUUCCAGGAGGAUUUCCUCGUCCCGGCUUGCGAGCAAUGUGGGGGCGUGUUGAAACCCGACGUGGUGUUCUUCGGAGACAAUGUACCUAAAGCAAGAGCAGAGGAAGCCAUGGAAUUGGUGAUGUCCAGUGAUGCUGUCCUGGCGGUAGGAUCAUCGUUGACGGUCAUGUCUGUCUUCCGGUUGAUCCGCGCCGCAAUUGAGCGAGGAUCCCCCGUGGGAAUUGUCAACAUUGGACCGACACGAGCCGACGAACUCGCCUCCUUGAAGAUCGAAGCUCGGAGUGGAGAGGUCCUGUCCAGAUUGCUGACCAUGGGCUCAUUAGCGAUUUGAUCCUGCACAAUGUGGACUUGGAAAGUCAUUUUUUGAAAGAUUUACAAACGAUGGAAUUCUUUCAGGGAGGUGUCCUCUCUACUGUAAUAAAGUGCCAGAUUUUCCCAAGGAUACUCUUCAACUCGGGAAGCAGUCACAACAGGAGCCUUGACACAACUGCUCCUCGAUUAGAAUCUCUUUCUCCGAGGAUUGCGGUUCUCUAAUCGACUACUCUAAGUCCUAGACGCGGAGUGGUGAUACGAGCAAAGAUUUGUCAUUGGGGAGUGAAGCCCACGUCUUCGGAGAGUUCCAUCUCCUUGACCCGGGGCAUGUAUAUGUACAUCUUACACAACAAAAGUGAACAGCAGGCGUGCCCUUUACUUCGAUACAAAUAAAUAAUUGCAGAGCAAUGGUUCAAAAACUCACCGUAACAUUUUGGAAAUUGAACUCUAGAAACUGCUCUCGAUGAUGAAAUUCGUAACAUUGGUCGAGGUGUUCAGACCGAUACUGGUAAGAAGUAAGGUAGAUGUAGAAAGGAAAAACGGCAGCACAUGGUUUCAGUCUCAUGCUCGAGGAUGUGAACACAUGUUACAAUAGAAGCUCCUUAGUGAGCGCCUCGUGAUAGGCUAUCAGGCCCACGUUUGAGUAAACCAAUGGGAGUGGUGAAGAUAGUUGCUUCCACUGCACUGAUCGUGGGCCUGCACGGCUACAAGUA